ACAGCGGCAUAGUCGAUAUCUAAGCGCAUUGCCGCUCGGACGUGCUUUGGCUACGUCACAACGGCACCGGCACGCGGUCCGCGAACGCACUUCGUAAAAAGAAAACUUUUUUUUUGCACAGUUUACACAAAUAUUUUGCUUUUACUAAAAUUGUGGAUGAGUGAAUGAUUUACCCCGAUAUUGGUAACUUAAUAAUUCAGAUCUUCGGCUGUUUUUGAGCAGUUCGCUGGGAAAAUGAACUACGAUGGCGUGACGUGAUGUUAGAAAAAUGAGCUCACAAAAAGAUAUUAGAUUUGGAACUGUUUUUAAAAAUUCAAUCAACUGAUUUGCUAAUCCAGUGCUAAUUCUGUGGCGUGACUUAGUGUGCUUUCUACUUUGGAUGCUUUUUUCAUAAGUGAUUUUUUUUUCUGAAUCGUAUAUACACGUGUGGGAAAUUUCACAUCUUCAUAACAUCAUGAUACUUCAACGGACUUUAUUGUUCAUCAUAUUUAAAUUAUUGUUCGCCACGAGUUUACAAGACACAAGUAUACAUGCACCAUUAACGAAAACAGAAGUCGGACGACUAGUGCCUCGAACGACGCAAGCGGUACGAACGAACGUAACAAUGUUCGCGUGGAGUUCGUGGGGAUCGUGGAGUCCUUGCUCCAGAACUUGUGGCGGUGGAGUAGCAGUCCAGGAGCGACAGUGCUUACCCAGGGAUCCUGCGAGAUUACGCCGCAGCAGAAAGAGAAGAAAAUUGUCAAAAAGCACAGAACGCGUGGGAAGGGAGCAGAUUGUGUCGGUGGUCAAUGGUCCAGAACCAGACUGCCCAGGCAUCGGGCGGCGGUACCACGAGUGUAACACAUCGCCAUGCGCGGGACCCCUUCGCGAUUCUCGGGCCGAGCAAUGCGCGGUGUACGACCGCAGACCGUUUCGCGGCAGAUUCUAUACUUGGGUGCCUUAUGUUGAUGGAAACGCACCCUGCACUUUAAAUUGCCGACCUCGAGGACAGCAGUUCUACGCAUCUUUAGCUCUCGUGGAAGAUGGCACUCCAUGCACAAAGCCUGGUUUUCGAGCCAUUUGCGUGCAAGGUUCAUGUAAGGUAGUCGGUCGUGAAAGCGUGCUAGCAUCGGCAGCUACUCGAGAUGUCCGGUGCGGCCGGCGGCUAGUUUCUGGUCUUUUCACUCGCCCUAAGUUGCCACUCGGAUACACAUACGUGACGACGGUACCACGCGGCGCCUGCCGCCUCAACGUCUCAGAGAUACUGCCCAAUGAGAACUACAUCGCGUUAAAAGUAACGAAUGGCUCGUACAUUGUAAAUGGGGAUUUCGCUGUAAGCGCGCCAGGAACUUACGACGCAGCAGGCGCCCGAUUCAUCUACACCCGCACAGGUGGACUCGAUAAUAUAUUCACAUCGGGACCUAUUCAUCAUCCCAUCGAGAUCAGAGUACUCUACACGCGAUCGAGUGCAAACAUAAAAUACGAAUUUCUAACUGAUUCAGCAUCUGAUGAAAGUAAUGAUAUACCGACAGCAAGUAAUGAAGUACCACAUCAUCAAAUGCAAAGACAUCAUCGACAUCAUAACUCCGAUCCUCUUAGACGAGAUAAUGAAUCGAAAUCUGGAACUUCUCUAAUGAAGCAUCCAGAUUUUAAAACAUUAGAAAGUAAAUCUCAAAUCGAUAGCAAUGUUAUCGGUGAAAGAAAAUUUGUUUGGAAGAUAUUAACUUAUACACCAUGUUCGAGGAGCUGCGGAGGUGGACAUCAAAUAGGCAAAUUUAAGUGCGUCGAAUUAACAGAAAAGGGUGAUAGAGAAGUGGCCAGAGUGUAUUGUAAUGGUACACCGCCACCGUCCCGUAGACAUAGCUGUGGAAAUGCACCGUGUCCUCCAAGAUGGAGAGCGGCUGCUUGGGGAGCUUGCCCUGUUUGUGGUCCAGCUAUACGAACAAGAAUCGUUGGAUGUGUUCAAGACCAUGCUAGAGGAAUCAUUAAGAUAAGCGACCAAAAAUGUCCCCUGCCGAUGCCUCCUAGUAGCGAGCCGUGUGACAUUCCAAACUGCGACGGCACUGCUGUGAAAUCCGGAACACCAAGACUUGAUGCUCGACGCAACGUACGACCGAAAGAUCGCACAGACACGUUCCGAGAUGGACCUGUUAUUUCUCUUGAUAAUAACGUUUCAGAAAACGAUAUCACUCCUUCUUUAUCUACAAAUUAUAACUUCAGUGCCGCUGGUGGAUGGUUAUAUACAGAAUGGUCCGAGUGUGUGGGCUGGUGCGUCGGUGGUGGGGUGCAGUCCCGCGGGGUGCGUUGCGCUGAUCCAGCUGGAUGUGCUGCCCACAGUGCUCCGGUUUCCACACAGGCUUGUUCACCGAGGAAACACUGUGACGCACAGUGGUUCACCAGUGCAUGGUCUGCAUGUUCAGCGGAAUGCGACGGCCGCCAAGUGCGAGGUGUUAUUUGUAUAGGAGGCAAUGGGAGGAGGCUACGAGACUCCUCGUGUAGAGGACCUCGCCCAGAGACUGAGAGGGCUUGCGGUGAGGCCUGCCAGCCUUCAUGGUACUUGAGCGAUUGGAGUGAGUGCCAUGGACCAUGCGAGGCGGGAAUGCAAUCUCGGACAGUGUGGUGCGCGCGAGGUGGUGUAGAAGGCGCCACUGGAGCUGCAAGGGAUUCGGAGUGUGCUGGUCGCAGGCCGCCAGCGAAGCGAUCCUGUGUACCAGCACGCUGUACCACCAGCCCUGCUGUUAUUAACACUGCUCCUGUUGUAUCAGAUCCACAGCGAGUAACAAGACACCAAAGCCAUAAUUCCCAAGGUCCAUGCAUGGACAAGUUGCAAAAGUGCGACCUAGUAGCGCAAGCGCGCCUGUGCAAUUAUCCCUACUACGCAGAAUCCUGCUGCCGGUCCUGCCACGGCCGGACGUAACAAUGAUAAGGGAGACAAUAUAAUAUAAUCUGCGUGUUUACGAGUAUACGUAAUGUGAUACAAAAUGGACGUAUAGUGAGAAUACGUAACAUAGCAAAUCGAAAGAAGAUUACGGCCGUGCCCACAUGUGGAAAAAUCCAUAGAGAUAAUGAUGUCACGGACCUCACGAAGGACUCCACGCCACGCAACAAGCGAAGCAUCCAAAUUGCGUCUCCCAUAUUGUGAUUAUGAUAUUAUUUACCCCAAAUUUUCGACCUGACAGUACGUACGUGCUACGUACAUACCUUGAAGUAGGUAUAAUGUCAGUUUUGAGUAAAUACGUCACGCAUCCUUUAUAGACGAAUUACGGUAUGGUUACUGCUCUUUUGUCUAAUAGGCGAAAGUAUAUCUUUUUUUCUUGUCCGUGGUAAUAAAAAGAACCACAACCAAAAAUCUUACUUAUUUAAUUAUAAUAUAAUAAUUAUAAAGAUUUAUUUUUUAUAUUUAAGCUGUAGGUACUUAAUAAUGCAUUUGCCCACUAAAAGUAUUCUCAUAAAUGUUUUUAACAAACGAUCUAACUUUGUGUAAUAUUUUUUGCAAUCUUUAUAUAGUAUACACAUUAUUGGAGUUGAAUCUUUUAUAUACUUGAAUCACUUUGAAUACCAAUCAUUAUUUAUAUUAUAAGAGACUUUAAAUAGAUUUAAAUGUUGUACCAAGAUCUGUAUGCUUGGCUAAAGUUAGAGUUAAAGGAAAGCUGUUACAUAAUUGUGAGUUAGAUUUAGUUUUGUGAUCUCCAUGUGUUUAGUCGAGUUAUGGAAUGAUCUUUGGCCUUUGCCGCUCGACCACGAUUUUUGGGCUAUGCGCCAUGUGACGCGGGAACUAGCGCGGAAUAUACGAUGACCUGACCUUGACGCAGAACGCGGCGACUUAUGACAUACAUGCUUCUCAUUUACAUACUAUUGAUAAGUAUACAAAAAAUACCAAAGAUAUAGAAUCAGGAAAAGGAGCUUCUUCAAACACAUAGAAAUGUUACAAAUUUUGUAAAAAAAAAAUAUAACGUAUGUUCUGCCUUUUCUUUAGAUAACUUUUUUAUAAUUAUGGACUGUUUUUAUCUUUAUAAUUAUUGUACGAGAUUGUGAGUUUUUAUAUAUCAAUAUUUCAUAUUGUUUGUUAUUAUUGCUUCUCGCUUCGCUUCCUUCAUCACUUACCGCUUAGCCCAAAAUCGUGGCCGAACGAUUAAAGAACCUUCAUACCGAAUGCGGCAACAUCUGUAUGAUCUGUUAGUGAAAAUUAUCUAAUUAUUAUUUAUUAAAAAUAAAUAAUAAUUAUAUAAUUUUCAUUUUUUUGGAAUAAUUAGGUAAUUAAAAAUUGCUAUGAUAGUAAAUUAAAAUGUUAAUUAUAGAACACGCGCUUAUUUAUUAUUACGAGUACUAUUUAAUAUUUUACUUUUAAAAAUUCGAAAACUUUUUUUAACUUUCAAAAAUUCAGGUGGUAUGUUAAUAAUAAUACUAAAAGAUUAACGUUUUGGUUCACUAUCAGAGUACUUUUUUAUAUUAUUAUUGAGAAAUACUGAACAAAUAUUCAGUAUUUCUGAAUUAAAUUAAUUUUGAAAAGGGAUAGAUAAAUCAGAUGUUGGCCCACAUCGAUAUGAACUGGUAUGAACACUCUUAAGAUUAAUUGUGUAGUUAGCAAGAAAAUAUAUUAAGAUUUAUCGUAGUUAAUAGGUAAAGCACGAUAUUGUUAUUUGAGUUUGGCACUGAAACGGGAUUAAAAAAUUGUAACUUGCCUAUAUUUUCAUUGAGAAAAAUAUUUUAAUAUACUUAAAGAGAAUGAGAUUAAUUUUACGUGUAUAUUAUGUACCUAUAUUUAAAUGUAUAAUUUCGAAUAUAGCUAUGACAAAUAUAUAAUUUAGAUAUUGCAAAAACUGACAAUUCUCAUCCAACGUGUUAUAAAAUAUUAUUUGGCUAAUAAUACAAAGUAAUUGCUACAAUUUUGUAUAUUGUAAUGCAAUACCUAAAUAUUUAUUUCAUUAAAUCACAAGGAGUAUUUUUUUUUUAUUUUUUAAAUAAAAAUAUAUUGUAACUUUUUUAAAUUAUAUUGUUCAUAAUAAAUAUGUAGUCACAUAUUUUAAUGUUGAAACUAUAUCAAAUUAUUAUAUAUAUAUAUAUAUAUAUAUAUAUAUAUAUAUAUAUAUAUAUAUAUUUAUAUAUAUAUAUACAGAAUCUAAUCCCACAAUUAAAAUUUUGAGCAACGGGUUUAUAUAUAUUUUAUAAUUCACUAGAAAACAUUUAUAUCUUUAUAACAUAAUAAUUUGAUCGAUAACUAUUUAUUAAUAUAUAAAUAUUAUCUUGUAAUAUACAUUAUUCAUUUUCUACAGAACUAUGCAUAAAGAACCAUAAUUUUUUUCUACUUUUUUAGUACUUUUUUAGUUCUAUUCACAUAUAGUGAAUAGAAUUAAAGAAAAUUUAAAUAAUUUUCAAGUUUAUGUAGUAGCAAAGUCUAAAUAACUCCUUUCUACCGAACAACGGAUAUUUUGCAUAAAUCAAUGCAUCAUGAACUGUCCCGUAAUCGUUCGUAACAUGCCAAAGGCGUUGGGCCACUGAUUAUUCCUUAGACGGUGUAAACGUAAACAUACAUAAGGAUUUUUAUUAUUCAGUGAAAAUGGAAUAAUAAUUCCACCUGCGCUAUCGGCAAACGCUGGCAAGGCACAAAUGAGGAUAAAAACAGAUUAGUUAGCCCAUCGUGAUGAAUUCAUUUAGAAUUAACCACGAUGGUUUCCAAGGAAACCAUGUGAGGGUCAACCUGAUAGGGUAUAUUACUAGCAAUGGGAUUGUCAGUACCCACUACUAAUAAUUGUUUUCCCUCUUUACUAUAAUCGUACGAAUCAACUUUUGAAUGUCGCUAAUUCUGUUUCUGUAUAAUGAUUGUACAAAUUAUCCACCGCAAAUCUACAGAUAUAUAAAUAAAAUUAACUUUUUUUCGCUAAAUAGCAAGCACUUCCGAAUCGCAUACGAGUAUUUAACACAACUGUAGAGCAACUCGAAUUUAUUAUAAUUGCACAUAUAGCCAUUUAUCUAAAUGGCUCUAGAGUAAUUUUACACAAGAGUUCCUUAAAUAACUUAUGUAAAUAAAGAUAUAUUGAAAUUUCCAUGGGAACGAGGUUAAAGGAUCGCGCAGACCCCUGUGGUUCCGCCACAGGCAAUGACUAGUUGAAUUUGUAAACAACAGAAACUCUUUCUCAUUUCUGCAUAAAUUUUGCAUAAACUAGCAAAUAUUGAUAGCCUGUAACUAUAAUGAGAUUUUAAUAUUACUGUAUACACGAUGUAGCCCUAUUCAAAUGAAAGGUUUGUUCAGUUUCACGCAUACUACACUGGGUUUUGAAUUUUUUUUAUUCUUUCUGUUACACCCAAUAUAAACCACUAACUAUAGGAUCCACUGUUUUAUUUACAUCAUAAAUAAUUGUAAAUAUAAUUAUUAUUAUAGAUAUAACUAUAUAUUAUGAAUAGUGCAUUUAAAUGCCUACUGGCUGUUAUGUAUUUAUGUGAUUAAUUAGUUAAACAAUGACCAUCACAUCAAGUAUUAUAACGUUUUGUAAAGAAUGUAAGCCAAACGAUUUCAUGCGGCCAACUGAAUCUAUAUUAGAUAAUGCUAAUUGUAACAGUUUGAUAAUUAUUAUAUUUAUGUAUUAGCUAAUAAUGCACUUAACAUUGUACAAAAAUUAAAAGCUUUAAAAACU
Messenger RNA from Galleria mellonella (greater wax moth), 6611 nucleotides. Its product is annotated as thrombospondin type-1 domain-containing protein 4-like. The record is from RefSeq and is a predicted model, not a curated record. Lineage: Eukaryota; Metazoa; Arthropoda; Insecta; Lepidoptera; Pyralidae. The transcript has 17 exons. Bases 455 to 2896 code for a protein of 813 amino acids.